AACUUUGUAGAAUAUACAUUUUUUAUUACUUAAUAUGAAUUCGUAACUACAUUGCUAUUAAAUCAGAACAAAUAAAGAGUAAAAAUAAACGAGUUUUAAAUGAACGUUCAAAUUCUUUUAAAAGAUAUCUGAAAGACAAUCACACAGAUUUUAGAAAAAAAUGCAAGAAUAAUUUUGUUCAAUAAGUUUAUCAUGUUUGGAGUUUUUUGAGCCAACUGACUGAAGAAAUGUAUAAUUAAGAGAGGACAAAUUUUUUAGGUUAUAAGAUUUAAGGAAAAGAAUUAUUCAGCAUAUUCGUAUAAAAUACAAGUUUUUACCCUAGUCAACCAAUACAAAGGUAAAAUUUAAUAAAAUUAGGGUCUAGUAACAACGAUAAGACAUGGAUUCUUUAAUCAAAGGUUUAGGCGACUCGCAUUCGCCAAAAGGUUUAUUAGCAACGAGCCAAACUGAAGAUGUUCUUUAUGAAAAGAUUUUGCAGUUAUUUUAUUUGUGUGAUACUGACAAUAAAGGCUAUGCCACCCGCGACAAUCUUUAUCAAUUACAAGACGAACUAGGCUUGAACAUCGAUGAAAUUGAUUAUGCAUUUGAUCAACUUGAUACUGACAAAGACAAUCAUCUCACGCUUGAGGAGUUCACAGCCGGGUUCGGAUUGUUUUUAGGGUUGGAGCAUUCUAUUUGCAGUAAGACAGUUUUUCCUAAUGAAGACUUUGCAUUUCAGGUGUUUACAUUGAUCGACAAGCAUGAUAAUGGAUAUAUCACAAAAAAUGAUUUAUAUGAAUCAGCAGAUGUGUUAGAAAUCGAAACAUCGCAAAUAGAUAGUUUAUUUCACAAGCUGAGUUAUGGUAAAAGUGAGCGUGUUUAUUUUGAAAAUUUUACGAAAAAUAUGUUUGUUAUUGUUUCUUUGUCGCCUCCUUUAAAAGAAAUAAAGCGAAAGGAACAGGUUAAGGCUCGUAAUAUACGGAAGAAAAAUCUAGUUGCAAGGAUUUGUCACAUGGAUUUAUCAUCCUUUACUGAUGAGGAUGUUGAAAAAAUUCUUCUUGACCAAGCAACAAACAUAUUUCAUAGAUGUGACAUUGAUAAAAAAAACUAUGUAACCCUUCAUGAUUUGCAUUCUUUGUCUAUAGAUUUUGCAUUGCCAGAAGAAGUUAUUAAUGAAGCUUUUAGUCAUUUAGAUACCAAAAAAGUUGGUUUCUUAACUCUGGAUGAGUUUAUAUAUGGUUUUGGAUGUUUUUUGGGGAUAGAAGAUGUUGCUACUGAUUAUACUGCAAAUGAAUGCACAAUAGAUGAAGAAUCAAACUUUAAAGCUCAGGAACUUUUUCAAAUGUGUGAUCAAAACAAUAAAGGUUAUGUUACAAAGUAUGACUUAAAUGCACUCACUUCAGAACUAGGGCUGACAGACAAACAAAUUUCUGAUAUAUUUAUGCAACUAGAUCAAGAUGGGAAUGGUUUUAUAACAUUAAGCGAGUUUAAACAAGGUUUUAUUUCAAUAGUAGAUAAAAGUAUUUCUAAAAGUGCAAUACUUGAUAUGGAUGUUGAUAAUUCCAAUAUAUCUAGUAAUAAAGUAAAAUAUUUAAAAGUUGAAAAUAAUCAUGAAAUUGAAAUGAAAAAUGAGAAAUUUUUUACUGAGCGUCAGAAAAGUGUUCAAUAUGAGUCAGAAGUAAAUGGAAUUGAUGAGAUGUUAUGCUGUUUAGAAGAACAAGUUGGGAGCUCAAUAUCAAAAGAUCAACUGUUGAGGUUAUGGAAUUCUGUUUCAAGUUCAGGUGAUAUGAUGCUUACAAAAAUGUUUGAGACAUUUCUUUUGAAAGUUCACAAUGAAAUAAAAUCUGCAAAAAAGGAGGCAAAAUAUUUAGAAGAUGUUCUUGAAAAAAAGUCUGCAUACCAUUCAGAAGAAAUAAGUAGAAUCUGUGAUGAAAUGGAGGCACAGCUGCAAUUAGAAAGAUCAAAACUAAUGCAAAAGGAAACUAUGAAGGAACUACAAAUCCGUGAGGAUUUACAGCAAGAGUUAGUUGAGAAAGAAAAACAUAUUGAAAAAUGUAUGCAAAGACAAAUUGCUCUUGAAAAGAGAUUGCAAGAAGUAAAAGAUAAAGAACAGUAUCUUAAACAACAAAAUAUUGAACUUUUAAAGGAAAACAAUGAACUAGAAGAUAAACUAAAUAACUCAAUAACAAGCUUUGAAGUACUUAAAUCUAAUUUGUUACACCUUGAAGAACAAACUUCACUUGAAAAAAAAGAAACUCUGAGAGCAGCAUUACGAGCAACACAAGGAAUGUCUUAUGAGCAUGAGGAUUUAAUACGAAGGCUCGAUGCAUUAAGGAAAAUGAAUCAAAAGCUAAGAGAUGAUCGUGAUGCAAUUGAAGCAACUCUGAAAACUAAUGUUGCAUUACCAGAAUUGUCGCCAAUUUUAGAGCAAAAAUCACAUAUGGAAAAAAAAAAAUUUUCAAGAAUGACUUCAUCCCCAUCUCAUAAACCUUUAACAAAACAAGGAUCAGUGAUGUCGGCGUAUUUUGAUUCAAAGAGUGACAUAUGUAAUCCAGAUAAUGAGCAGUCACUAGACUUUAGUAGUCGCACUUUUUCGUCAAGCAAUGAAAAGCUCAAUUUUGGUAAACCAGAUUUGAUUGAGACUGAAGAAACUGAUUUUGAAUGUGAAGACAUAUCAAAAGCACAUCUAGAUCAGCCUCCAAUAUUUAGUACUCCAAAAUCUCCUCGUUUGCCACCUGUUGGAAGUAAUAGUGAAGAUGACCCUGAGAUAUCUUUAACUAUGCUAAAACAUCCGCCAGAAAAUCCGAAUCGUGUGUAUAAAAUUGUUUUUGUUGGCGACAGUGGUGUUGGUAAAAGUAGCUUUAUCUACCGUUUCUGCCACAAUGAUUUUCGUCCAAAUUUUAGUGCAACAAUUGGUGUAGACUUUCAAGUAAAGACUUUAGAAAUUUGCAAUAACUGGAUUGCACUUCAACUUUGGGACACUGCUGGUCAAGAAAGGUUUCAAAGUUUGACUAAGCAAUACUUUAGACGUGCAGAUGGAAUAAUAAUAAUGUUUGAUUUGACAUCAGAGACUUCAUUCACUAAUGUGAAAGGGUGGAUGCUCAGUGUUGAGGAAGGAGCUGAACCAGAUUGUGUCAUUGCUCUAAUAGGUAGCAAAUCUGACAUGGUUGUUGGAGAGAAUAAUAAUCAGAGAAAAGUAAAUAAAGAGGCUGCAGAAAAAAUUGCAAAAGAUUACAAUGCAUUGUAUUUCGAAGUUAGCGCACGUUCGGGAGAAAACGUCAAUGAAACUAUUGUUGUCCUUGCAAAAAAAAUGAAAGAUAAUGAAGAUUCGAUUUUACAAAACAGCAUAAUUUCACUAAAUUCUAACAGAAAUCUUCCAUCUCUAAAAGAUAAAAAAAAGAAAAACAAUUGUUGCAAAUAGCUUCAAGAUUUUAUAGAAGUUAAGUUUGUCGGAAUUUUUUAUAUAACCAAAUGGCUUUA
This is a messenger RNA of Hydra vulgaris (swiftwater hydra), 3459 nucleotides long. RefSeq names its product EF-hand calcium-binding domain-containing protein 4B. The record is from RefSeq and is a predicted model, not a curated record. Gene Ontology annotation, molecular function: GTP binding; calcium ion binding; GTPase activity. Gene Ontology annotation, biological process: vesicle-mediated transport. NCBI's taxonomy places the organism in Eukaryota, Metazoa, Cnidaria, Hydrozoa, Anthoathecata, Hydridae.